GCUGGCGCUGCGCAUAAACUUUUGGGAAGUACACUGCCAAACACGCUGACCACGAUUCACGAACGCUUCUCGUAACGCUUAUUUCACACCUUCCGUUGUUCUCUUCCUGCCAUGAUUAAAGACGUGCGGCUGCAAAUACGGGAGUUUGCAGCGCCAGUCGCCCAGAAACUAGGCCUCAGCAAGGUAUCUGACUUUGCCGAUGUGAUCUUGCUCUCCUUCGUGUUCUUCUCUGUCGUGCACUAUCGUCUGUCACCCACUGUGAGCGGAGCGCUCUUUCCUGUGUCGUAUGGCAAAGCGGGAAAGAGAGCGCGGAACAACUGGGACAUACGUGUCGCAUCGUUCGUCCAUGCUAUCAUAAUCAUAUUUCUCGCCGGGCGCUGCCUCACUCUUCCGAGUCUUAACGAAAACCGCGCGUUUGGUUGGGACGAAAAUGCCGGGUUUGUGAUAGCUGUCGCAACGGGUUACUUCAUCUGGGACACACUGGAAUCGAUCAUCCACUUCAGUGACAUUGGAUUCGUUUUCCAUGGCAUUUCAUGCCUUUUAAUAUAUGGCUUUGCAUUUACGCCCUUUGUUCCUUACUAUGGGGUACGCUUCUUGUUCUGGGAGCUGAGCACUGUGUUUUUGAACAUCCAUUGGUUCUUGGACAAGACUGGAAAGACAGGCAGUACCCUUCAGCUUGUCAACGGCAUUGUUCUUAUUGCGACCUUCUUCUUUGUACGCUGCCUCUGGGGCGCAAAAAUGUCGUAUGACUUUUUCGUGACUUUGAAUGGGGUGUACGACCAAGUUUCGACUCCAUACGUUAUCAUUUACGGAGGUGGCAAUGUCUUGCUCCAAGGGCUCAACUGGUUCUGGUUCGCCAAGAUGAUAGCUGCGCUUACGAAAAGGUUUCAGGGAAAACCCAAUGGACACAAGAACGUCAAUGGAAAUGGCGUUGGAAAGGCUAAAAUCUAAACAUCUUUUUAGAUGUGUAUGUUCUGGUUCUGCAGGUUAAAAUGCUGGUAGAGGCAAGUACAGUAUGCUUAAAUACACAAUCAUCGACGACAGGAUCGGACCACUAGGCUACGGUGAACGCUGCCUCUACUUGUGUCCGUACUCUCUGCUCCCAGGCAACAAGGUUCACGCGUCGAGUGACCUCAAUUCUCGUGCUAUCCUUGCUAUUGAAAAGACUGUGUAGGUACGCGAAUGCAAGUGCAUCUAAGGCAGUAGGAUUUCUGCGUCGUGUCAGUGAUCACACCCGCUGACUU
Messenger RNA from Suillus paluster, 1244 nucleotides. RefSeq names its product DUF887-domain-containing protein. The coding region runs from base 112 to 951 and encodes 279 amino acids. The record is from RefSeq and is a predicted model, not a curated record. Gene Ontology annotation, biological process: lipid homeostasis. Lineage: Eukaryota; Fungi; Basidiomycota; Agaricomycetes; Boletales; Suillaceae. Gene Ontology annotation, cellular component: endoplasmic reticulum; membrane. The transcript has 9 exons.